GGUUCGUUGAGUUUAAGAACCAAAGGAGAAUUGCGAAAAGAAGAAAUUAAUUUGUUUCUCAGUGUGGAACCAGAAUUAUUGCUUUUUACCAUCAACGGAAGCGGUCAACUGACAUGUAUGACGUGUAUCCGCUACCGGCGACGUGCCUCGGCCGCCGAACGAAGGCGUUUCAUAUACAAGUCUCAGUUUUCAUACUUAAUCCGGAUGGUCGUCACGAUAUGCGACUCGAAUUGUAAUGUAUUUCCUAUUUUCCCUAUGUGAACAGUACUGGAUAUGGAAUGGAAACAUAGCUGCUAAUUUUAUUGAAGUUAGGUCAAUGUUAGCUGUUAGCUCUAGCGGCUAACUAACGCUCUGGUGUAUGUGAGCACAAAGGCCAAACACAGCGCGUCGUUUUUUAACAAUGUACCCCUCUUGGGGAAACUAUCCUGGACAGUAUUCGCAAAAUUAUGGAGGACCCGGAGCACGUAAGCCGCCGGGUGUCAACCCGGCUGGGGGAUUCGGCGGCUUCGAAGCCCCAUCGAGUGGCUCGCUGUUUUCUAGCCUUCAGGAGCAGCACCUUCAGCAGAUGCAGCAGCUUCAGAUGCUGCACCAGAAACAGCUCCAGUCCGUUUUGCACCAUGGAAACUCCGCCGGUGCUUAUGGCGCUGGGUACACGGGCUCGCCAUGGCAACCAGGGGGCUCGGGAUCUGUAGACAAUUCAGGUGAAGCUGUACAGCCCUUUUACAAACAAGAGACCCCGACGACUACACCUCCUGGUCAACAACAGCCUCCCCCGCCUCCUCCUCAGCCGCUUCAGUCUGAGCCCCAACCUCCACCUCCUGAGUCCGUUUCGUCAAAGCCACCGGAGAAUAAAAAUGCACCCAAACUACCAGAUUCAGACAAGAAUGAUCAGUCUGCCACAGGAGAAGACAAAUCGCUAGCUCUCCAGGAACAACAGCAACGUUGGUACAAGCAGCAUCUUCAGAAUCUGCAGAAGUUAAAGCAAGAAAAAGCCAAACAGAGUCAAAGCAGUGGUUCUAUAAUGACACAAUCACCAGGCCUAACUGGGCCUCCACUUCCUCCACCUGACUCUCCAAAAGGCAAACCACCUCCACCACCUCCAAAAGACGAGCUUCCUGGCCCUCCCCCGCCACCUGAUGAAACAAAGUCUGAUGUUCCACAAGACUCUGUGGAGGCUGCGCGGCUUCAGCAGUUACAAGUAGCUGCAGCACAGUGGCAGCAAGUGCAACAACAGAGAGUGGGGUUACAAUACCAGGCUCUAAUGCAGCACCAUGAAAAGCUGCAAAAGAUUUUGGAACAAUAUCAACAGCUUAUUCAGCAAACGGUUGACACUCAGUCCAUGUCUACUGAAAUGCAACUGAGACACUAUGAAAUGCAGCAGCAGCAUUUUACACCUUUGUUUCAAAAUUGGGAACAUUCAUUUGCCCUGUGGUAUGGGCAGUUCCAGACCUAUCCCCACAAAGACCAACUGAAAGAUUAUGAACUACAGUGGAAACAGUGGCAGGAGCAAAUGAAUGCAACAAAAGCCCAUCUUCAAGAAAGGGUGACCGCUCUAACUCCUAUGGUGCAGUUUCCCCCAGGACAAUAUAACAGUGGGACAAUGGGAAAAUACAGCCAGUAUCCAGGACACGAAAAUCGAAUCAACCAGCAGCCGGCUGUACAGAAUCCUGUAGGGGCACUUGGCCCCAGCUCUCAAGGUUCACAACCACCUGUGUUCGGGCCCUCUUCAGAAUCCUCAGCUUUACCUGUGAGAGGUAACACUCCAGCUGGCAUGGCGGACAGACCUCCAGGCCCUCCUCCUUGUCCCCCUCCAAGCUAUAAUAAUGUUCAAGGUCUAAGUGGAAACAACCCCAGGUUUGACCAACAGCAAUUUGAUGGUCCUCCACGGUUUGACCAACCACAGCAACAGUCUGAGCGCCCUCCAAGGUUUCACCUGCCACAGCACCAUUUUGAUGGACCCCCCAGAUUUGACCAACCACCACGUUUUAAUGGUCCCCCUCGAUUUGACCAACCACCGCAACGUUUUGAUGGUCCCACAAGGUUCAACCAACCAGGGCAGCGCUUUGAGGGUCCACCAAGAUUUGACCAACCAAGACAGCGCUUUGAUGGUCCCCAGAGAUUUGAACAACCUCCUUUUGGACAGCAGUCCAGACAUGAACAGUUUCAGCGACAUUCUGGCCCUCCACCUAAUUUUGAACACCCACCUGUACCCCAACAAAAACCGCAACCAAGUCACCAACAUAAACCAGAAAUUGAAACUAAGCAAGCUGCAAGCAUCGACAUUAACACUCCAGGUAAACCAGAUGUGCAACUAAAACCUGAAAAAGAGAAAAAAAACUCAGGACCAGAUGUUAAGACUGGGUCAGAUGACUUGACCAAUGAUAACUUGCUGGUAAAUGAAGGAUUUUUUCUUCAAAAUGACCCGAUUCCCCAGACAGCAGGUGCAAACGAGAAAGAGAAGAAUUCAAGUGCUGACGGUGUUCCUGAUAAAAGUGUAACUUCCAAACCUCCUAAUAGCAGUUCUUCAACUAAUGCUAUAUCCUCUGUGAAGUCAUUAUCAAGUCCAGUCAACAAGCCGGUCAAACCAGAUGAUACAGAGACUAACAAAAAGCCUCCAGCAAUCGGAAUCCCUCUCGAAGCCCAAAGCCCCAAAAAACCUGUCGAAAUUUAUCUGAGCCCUGAUCCUAUGAGGACAGGCUCUGGAAGGGGACGAGGACAGCCUCCAGGGCCUGCAGAGAUGCGCGGACGAGGACGUGGCCAAAGAGGUCAUGGAGACUUCAGAGGAAAUACAAUGAGCCAUGGAAAAGACACAGAAGAAACAUCCUAUGGUUAUCAGCCACCUGAGGAGGACAUGGUAAUGUCAGAGGAGCAGCAAGACUAUUAUUGGCAAGAUCCUUCCUAUGAGGAGUAUGGGUGUGAAGAAUCUGAGGAACCCACUGAAGAAAUGUGGAUGCCAGAAGACAAUUACUACCCUCCAGAGGAAGAGUAUUAUGAGGAGUCAAGAGGAGGACCACCAAUGGGUAGAGGAGGCCACCCAUUCAUGAGAGGGCGGCCUCCAAUGACAAGAGGAGGGCCUCCAAUGAUGAGAGGCGGUCACCCAUCAAUGAGAGGUAGUCCCCAAAUGAUAAGAGGGGGAAUUUCAAUGAUGAGAGGAGGGCCACCUAUGGCAAGAGGAGGGCCACCUAUGCCACGAGGUGGUCCACCUAUGGCACGAGGCGGUCCACCCAUGCCACGAGGCGGUCCACCCAUGCCACGAGGGGGGCCCCCCUUGGGAAGGGGGGGGCCCCCUAUGCCGCGAGGUGGUCCACCUAUGGUACGAGGCGGUCCACCGAUGCCACGAGGCGGUCUACUUAUGGCUAGAGGCGGUCCACCUAUGGGAAGGGGUGGACCCUCCAUUGGUAGGGGAGGACUGCCUAUGGGAAGAGGUGAACCCCAUGACAUGCACUGGGAAGAUCCACAAUCCAGUGAAUACUAUGAACAAAAUGAAACUUACUGGGAAGAGGUGAGACCUCCAGUGAGGGGAAUGAGACCUCCAUUUCCACCUGGUCAGCGACGCCCCCCGCCUGGUCAUCCUGCUUUUAUGCGAGGGCGAGGACGUCCUCCUCACCCGCUGCAUGGUCCAGUAGACCAUGGGUUAAUGGAGCAUCAGUAUUCAGGUAAUAUUGAAACCGAUCCAGAGGGACAUCCAGUGCACGACCCCCACAGUCUUCCAAUGCAUCCAGAUGUAGCAGGAGGAAGGCGUCGCAUACCACCACCACCUCAUGAAAUAAUUGAGACUAUGGACGAGCAGUUCUAUAAUGACGAAACGAAGAGAGAGUGGCAACCACCACAUGGCAGAGGACAUCCUCCACCUCCACCCAACAGAGGUGGAAUAAGGAGGAGACCUGUGGGCCGAGAAAUGGCAAGAGGGGGAUUAUGGCGCCCUGGUCCAGAACAUGAGGCAUUUAAAGAGGGAUAUAGAGAAGGUUUUGUUGACGAUUUUAGUCAUGGAGAAGAUGGGUAUCGGCACCGGCCACCACUAGAUUAUCCUCCUGAUGGCUAUCACCGUGAUCCUGAGCACUACGAUAGAGAGAGAGGCUAUGCUUUACCAGAGAGAGACUUUCCUCACCGUCCACCAGAGGCUUAUGGGGAUGGUCCCUGGCGAGAGGAAAGAGAAAAAGACCAUCCCUAUCCCUAUGAUGAGCGAGACAGGGAACGGGCAGAACUUAGAAUUCGUGAAUACCGGGAUGAGCCGCCAUAUCCACCUUCAGCACAACCUUCAGAAUGGGAUAGGCCAACGAGACAUGCUCCUCUGCCAGAGAGAGACUAUGAAGAUGGCAGACCUUGCUAUGAGCACAGGGGUGAACCUCCUUUGGAUAAACUUCAAUCAUUCCCACUUACUCCUGGCACAAACUUACCAGAGAGCUCAGUUGAAAAGUCACAAGGAACAAAUUCAGGGAAUGUACUUGCUCUUUCCCAACGUCAGCAUGAGAUUAUCUUGAAAGCUGCCCAGGAGCUUAAACUUAUAAGAGAAAUGCAGGAAGGGAAGACUCCUGGCCCUGAACCUCAGCCUUCAAAAACCUUGCCUGAGCUUCCUGCUGGCCUUCUUGGUUUAGAGAUCCCACAAGAUGUCAGGAAUGUAUUAAAGGGCAUGAGUGCAGCAGCAGUACAAACACCCACAGCUGAACCUGCGUCUUGGGAUUUAAAACCCCCUUUGAAAGACUACAGUUCAACUGUCCAAGCUCCACCCACAGUGAUCCCAAAGACUCUGGAUUAUGCACACGGACAUGAAUCUGGUACAACUGUUGAGCGGAUCUCUUAUGGCGAGAGGAUAGUACUAAGGCCUGACCCAGUGCCGUCCGACCGAGGUUAUGAAAAAGAAGCUUUAAGAGAUCCUUACAGCAGAGACCCUUACUAUGAAAGACGAGGAGAUCCCUAUAUGGAGCGUCGGGAGUACAGCAGAGAAAGGGAACUUUACAGAGAAAAACUUCCACCUGAUUACGAAAGAGAGCGAUUUGAUAGGGAGCGCUAUCCUCCAAGAGAAAGAGAGGACAGGCCUCCCCUUCGGCCAGGAUACAGGGAAAGCGAGUGGGAUUCUCGCGAUCGUGACCGCAGCGGUAGCCGAGAUCGAAUUGAUGAUCCUUACAGAAGGCCUGGCUACGACAGACCUCCAUACGAGCGCUCUGGACUUGACCGCAGCGCACCUGAACGUUACCCCCACACUUCAUCACCACUGAUGGACAGGCGAAGUUAUCAUGAGGACCGGGGGCCUGCAAUCCCUCCCCCUCUGCCUCCUCCACCUCAGCCUGCCCCACGAGUGGAGAAGAAGCCAGAGAUAAAGAAUAUCGACGACAUCCUCAAGCAACCUGGCAGGCAGUCUCGCCCUGAGAGGAUUGUCAUUAUACUGAGAGGACUUCCAGGAAGUGGGAAAAGCCAUGUCGCGAAGCUUAUACGAGACAAAGAAGUGGAAUGUGGUGGCGCCCCUCCAAGGGUUCUGGUUCUGGAUGACUAUUUCAUGACAGAGGUUGAAAAAGUAGAGAAAGACCCAGAUACCGGCAGGAGAAUUAAAACCAAGGUUCUAGAGUACGAGUACGAGCCAGAGAUGGAGGACACUUACCGUAACAGCAUGCUGAAAACCUUCAAAAAAACUCUGGAUGACGGCUUUUUCCCCUUCAUCAUUUUGGACUCUGUUAAUGACAGGGUUAAACAUUUUGAUCAGUUCUGGAGUGCAGCCAAAACAAAAGGCUUUGAGGUGUAUCUGGCUGAAAUGACUGCAGACACUCAGACUUGUGCUAAAAGGAAUGUUCACGGGCGUACGCUCAAGGAAAUUACAAAGAUGUCCAGCAGUUGGGAGCCUUCACCGCGGCACAUGGUGCGCCUAGAUGUUCGGUCCCUCCUUCAGGAUGCUGCUAUAGAGGAGGUCGAAAUGGAAGACUUCAAUCCAGAUGAAGAGCUUGCAGAACCCAAGAAGGAGGAGGAGGAGGAGAGUGAUCUGGGCUACAUUCCAAAAAGCAAAUGGGAGAUGGACACGUCGGAGGCAAAACUCGACAAGUUGGAUGGUCUGGGCAGCAGUGGGAAGAGAAAGAGAGACGGUGACAUGGCAGAUCUGGAGGACUAUCUUCAGCUGCCCGAUGACUAUGCCACACGGCUGUCUCAACCAGGAAAGAAAAGGGUCCGAUGGGCUGAUCUCGAAGAGCAAAAGGAUGCAGAUCGCAAGCGCGCUAUCGGGUUUGUGGUGGGUCAAACAGACUGGGAGAGAAUAACGGACGAGAGCGGCAAGCUGGCACAAAGAGCUCUCAACCGUACCAAAUAUUUCUAAGAAGAAAAUUGAUUAUUCCUGCUUUUGUUCUCCAUUGAAAGGAGCCUCCAAUGUGAAACGUGUCACCAUAGAUGAAGACUAACAGAGGUGAUAUUCACCUGAAGAUAUUACUGUCGCAACCACAGAAAACUAUCAACUGUCACUCAUUCAUUUGUAGACUAUGACUUUUUUGUUGCUUCUCAUUAUAUUAUCUAUAUUCAUUCUUCUUUUUUUUCUAUUUUAUACGUCCUAAUGUUCUAUUUACUCUGUACCUGUGGCACUGUUUUUGGAUCAGUGCUUACUUGGAAAAAAGACAAUAAAAUUUUAAGGAAAAAAAACACAGUCAGCAACUCUGCAUAUUCCCUGAAGGCCGUGACCGUCUGUCAGACAUCAACCACAAGUUUUCCUCCCAGAACUGUGAGUGAACAAAUCAUUUCAGCUAAAAAGUAUUUCUUCCACUCUUGCCUUGUAGCUCUGCUGUUACUAGUUGUUGUGUUUAUAGUUACACUAAGGAAAAUAAACAGCAACAGGACAC
Messenger RNA from Cynoglossus semilaevis (tongue sole), 6812 nucleotides. RefSeq names its product YLP motif containing 1 (gene ylpm1). The record is from RefSeq and is a predicted model, not a curated record. Gene Ontology annotation, biological process: regulation of telomere maintenance. The transcript is spliced from 22 exons. Bases 401 to 6298 code for a protein of 1965 amino acids. NCBI's taxonomy places the organism in Eukaryota, Metazoa, Chordata, Actinopteri, Pleuronectiformes, Cynoglossidae. Gene Ontology annotation, cellular component: nucleus.